Penicillium olsonii is the source of this 2361-nucleotide messenger RNA. The record is from the annotation of a GenBank genome assembly. NCBI's taxonomy places the organism in Eukaryota, Fungi, Ascomycota, Eurotiomycetes, Eurotiales, Aspergillaceae.
AUGGAAAGCCGCUACUUCACUGGCCGCGAUUCCGCACUAGAUGAGCUGAAGCAAAGGUUGUUUCUAAAGGCGAGCACCGAAAGACUGGCUCUAUUUGGACUGGGUGGGAUCGGCAAAACCCAACUUGCGCUCCAGCUCGCCCGCUGGGUGAAAGCGCAUGAACCAGACCGCUCGAUCUUUUGGGCGUCCGCGCUCAGUGUUGAGAGCUUUGAGCAGACGUGUUUGCAAAUCGCGAAAAAGCUACAACCCCAUCAGGAUGCAGAAAACGAAAGUGCGAUGGAAUUGGUCCAUCGAGAGCUGAGCGAUGAUGAUGCAGGAAAGUGGCUUUUCAUUGUUGACAAUGCCGAUGACGCUGAAUUGACUUUCAAUGAGCUUGAUCGGUUCUUUCCGGUCAGCGAAGCCGGCGUGACUUUGCUCACCACUCGUUCCAGAGAGGUGGCCAUUUCCUUCGCCGGGAGGGAUAUAUUGGAACUCCAAAACAUGAAAGCAGCAGAAGGGAUUGACUUUCUCACCAAGAUUCUCGGAAAUGAUGUGAUUGACGAUCCUAAUUCAACAUCGCAACUUCUGGAGGAGUUGAAUUUCCUACCUCUAGCUAUUGCGCAGGCGGCGUACUAUAUCAGACGAAAUGAUGGCACGAUCGGACGGUACCUCGAGCUGAUGCACAAAUCCGAGGAAGAACGGAUGCGUCUAGUGAGCAGGGAGUUCCACGAUACCACUCGCUAUCGCAAGAUGCCAAACGCAGUGGUCAAAACAUGGUUGAUUUCAUUCAAACAAAUCCAAAACUCCGACCCACCCGCUGCUGAUUUGCUGGGAUUCAUAUCUUGCUUUGAGCCCAAAGCAAUCCCGAAAUCCAUUCUUCCUUCCGUUGGCUCAGAAGAGGAACAAGAAUUUGCAAUUGGCACACUGUGCGGUUAUGGCUUUCUGACAAAAAGAGGCAACGCAGAAAUGUUCGACAUACAUAGCCUCAUACAUCUAUCCACACGAGUAUGGGUAGCUGAGGCAGGGAUUACACAGCAAGUCAUUGAAACUGUGACUCAACACAUGAAUCAUUGUUUUCCAUCCGAUGAUUUCCCAAAUAGGGAGACAUGGAGAGCAUACCUACCGCACACUAAGUUGAUUCUCAAUGGAGUGGAGCUUGGAUGUGCAGAGGAUAGGUAUAGCUUACUCUCGAAGAUUGGAAUGUGUCUUCAGGCAGAUGGCCGAUCCAGAGAUGCUGUCACUGCUAUGAAAAAUGCGUGCACGUGGUACGAGAGUCAACAUGAACAAGAACACCCUAGUCGACUGCGUUCUCAGCAUGACCUCGCAUCUGCAUAUCUAGACAAUAGGCAGAUCAAACAGGGCCUGGAGCUGCUUGUACAUGUGGUCGCAUUAAGAGAAAGACUGCUUGACGAGGACCAUCAUGAUCUACUGGCAUCUCAGCACGAGCUUGCACGGGCAUAUUUGAAAAAUGGACAAACCAAACAGGCCAUAGAGCUAUUUGAGCAUGUGUUUGCAAAGCACGAAAUGCUUGACGAGGAACAUCCUAAUCGACUGGUGGCUCAGCAUUCUCUCGCAAAGGUUUAUUUGAACAAUGGGCAGACCAAAGAGGCCAUAGAGCUAUUUGAGCAUGUGGUUGCGAUAGAGGGGAGAAUACUUGACGAGGAAGAUUCUAGUCGACUGUGGUCUCAGCAUGACCUCGCACGGGCAUAUUUGGACAAUGGACAAACCAAACAGGCCAUAGAGCUAUUUGAGCAUGUGGUUGCAAAGCAGGAAAUGUAUGACGAGGAAGAUCCUAAUCGACUGGCGGCUCAGCAUUCUCUCGCGUGGGUUUAUUCGAAUAAUGGACAAACCAAACAGGCUAUAGAGCUAUUUGAGCAUGUGGUUGCGAUAUGGGGGGAAAUACUUGACGAGGAAGAUCCUAGUCGACUGUUAUAUCAGCAUUCUCUCGCGCGGGCAUAUUUGAAGAAUGGGCAGACCAAAGAGGCCAUAGAGCUAUUUGAGCGUGUGGUUGCAAAGAAGGAAAUGCUUGACGAGGAAGAUCCUAGUCGACUGUUAUCUCAGCAUUCUCUCGCGCGGGCAUAUUUGAAGAAUGGGCAGACCAAAGAGGCUAUAGAGCUAUUUGAGCAUGUGGUUCUGGUGGAGGGGAGAAUACUUGACGAGGAAGAUCCCAAUCGACUGAUUUCUCAGCAUUCACUCGCGCAGGCAUAUGCAGUCAACGGCCAGACCAGGCAGGCUCUUGAGCUCAUCAAGCAUGUGGUCUCGGUUGAAGAGAGAACACUUGACGCGGAGCACCCGGACCGAAUCAAAUCUCAGAAGCUCCUUGAGGAGAUAGAAGAGGGGGUGCGCAAACCAGAGAGCUUGGAGGAUGCGCCAGUAUCAUGA